Molecule: messenger RNA, 1608 nt
Organism: Alternaria ventricosa
Lineage: Eukaryota; Fungi; Ascomycota; Dothideomycetes; Pleosporales; Pleosporaceae
Exons: 3
Coding region: 1-1608 (535 amino acids)
Molecular function (GO): FAD binding
Source: RefSeq, a predicted model, not a curated record
AUGCGGUCCAUUUUAUUUGCGGUCUUUGCCUCCUUCGUGGCCUCUCAAACCUUUGAGGCGUCUGACUUCAAUGUCACUGAGGCUCUUGUCGACCAAGGUGUCAACGUCUCAGCAUUGCCAGAGCUAGCCGGUUUGGUCGAGCGGUCUUCCAAUCUAGCUUGCAACAUUGCCUGCUCUUCGCUCGAAGCCCUUUACGGAAACAAGUCUGUUGAAUUCCAGAAUGAGGCCGGCUACUCCGCAUUCACAUCCGGAUUCUGGUCUGGGAUCUCGGCUGAAGUCAGACCCUACUGUAUCUUCAAACCAUCGAGUGCUGCCGCUGUCUCAGUAAUGGUAUUGCUAUCGCGGCUGUCGCAAUGCCAAUUUGCUGUCAAAUCCGGUGGACAUAGCGCAUUUGCUGGCGCAGCUACUAUCGAGGGAGGCAUUACCGUGUCAUUUGAGAACAUGAAGGGCAUCAAGCUUUCGAGCGACAAGAAGACGGUCGCGGUGCAGCCAGGAAACAACUGGGGUGAUGUUCUUACCACUCUGUCGACCACUGGCGUCACAGCCGUGGCUGGCCGUAUUGGCGAUCUCGGUGUUGGUGGACUCACACUCGGUGGAGGUAUCUCGUUCAUCACGAACGAGUACGGCCUGGCUUGCGACAACGUUGCCAGUUUCGAGGUUGUCACAGCAAGUGGCAUCAUAGUCACAGCAAGCCCAAAGACCUUCCCAGACCUCUACUGGGCGCUCCGCGGCGGAGGAAACAACUUUGGCAUCGUGACAAGCUUCAAUCUGAUGACCAAACCCCUCAAUAACGACCAGAUAUGGGGCGGAACCCGCACCUUUACGGAAGACGUCUUCCCCGACGUAGUCAAAGCGUGGAUCGAUCUUACACUCGACUCAGCCCAAGACCCGAAAGCCGGUAGUUGGAUUGCUUGGAUGAACACCGGCGCGAAGCUUGCCGCAACCGAGCUCUGGUACGGUGCACCAGCUGGCAAUGAGUCCGCUAUCUUGGCGCCUUUCUACAACAUCACUGCCGUAUCCGAUAGCACGAAGACUCGGGGUCAUGCUUCAUAUGUGGUGGACAACGAAGCCACUAAUGAGUAUGGCCUUCGCGAGAUCUUCUACGAUAUCACAGUCAAGGCCUCGUACGAGAUUGCUCAACGUUCCGUUGACAUCUUCUUCGACUCGAUCGACGCUCUCUCUGCGGUUGACGGCGCAUUUCCUGUCCUCAUCUGGCAGCACAUCACCGACGGUUCCCUCAAAGGAAGCACCCGAAACGGCGGCAGCGCGAUGGGUUUCGAUGCCAACGGUAGCCCUAUCCACAUCAUCCAGCUAGCGUGCAGCUGGAACCAUGCCGCGGAUGACGACACCGUGUACCAGGUCAUGUCCGACAUCAUGAAGGCAAUCAAGAGCGACGCGGUAAAGCUGGGUGUGCAGAACGACUGGGUGUACAUGAACUAUGCAUCGAUGUUCCAGGACGUUAUCGCGAGUUAUGGGUCGGACAGCAAGAGUAAGAUGAAGACUGUUGCGAGCAAGUACGAUCCGAAGGAGGUGUUUCAAAAGCUGCAGCCUGGGUACUUCAAGUUGGAUCGUGCGCCGGUGCCUGAUGCAAGGUACUUUUCGUACUGA